CGCAAAAGUCCCGCCCCGUUCCAAAGUUUUACAAAGUUGCCUCCCUGGCCCAUUAAAAUUACAAGGAAAAUUUCGUUUCGCACCGCUCGCUCGGACGUUAGCAUAUUAAGUCUAUACAGGGUGCAGUAGUAAGGGGAAAAAAACUUUAGAUAUGCCACUGCGGGUUGUCAUGCAAGGUCCUGGACCAUGGGGAUUUAGACUGGUCGGGGGCAAAGACUUCGAACAGCCGCUGACUAUUUCACGGGUCAGCCCAGGAAGCAAAGCAGCCCAGGCCGACCUUUGUAUCGGGGACAUGAUCCUCGCCAUUGAUGGAGAGCCAACAGAGAGCAUGACCCAUUUGGAAGCACAAAAUAAAAUAAAGGGCUGCGGGGAAGAAAUGGUCCUCUCCAUUGACAGAUCCGAGUCAAAAAUGUGGUCUCCUCUUGUCUCAGAAGAAGGAAAAUCUCAUCCGUACAAGAUGAAACUGGCAUCAGAACCACAGGAAGUGAAACACAUAGGAUCUGCUCACAACAGGAGUGCUCUGCCAUUUGCUUCGACUGGUUCUAAGGUGGUUACUAGCCACUACAACAGUCCUGCAGGCUUGUACUCUUCUGAGAACAUCAAGAGCUUUAACAGUGCUGUCGAUGUUGUCAAGGCCCCUCCCACAUCUAGUGAAUCCAGUAAUCACCCAGAUCUCUCCAAAUCCGUCCCAGCCAGACCACCAGUGGCUGCCGAAUCGGAGGUGUACAAAAUGCUGAAGGAGAACCAAGAAGCAGAUGAGCCUCCACGCCAGUCUGCUUCAUUCAAAGUCUUGCAGGAGAUCCUUGAGACAGGGGAUUCAGAGAAACCCUCUGGCUUUAGAAGUGUGAAAGCUCCCACUACAAAAAUUGCUUCCUCUGUUGGCAAUGCUGAGAAACUAUCUAUUUGUGACAAAUGUGGAUCAGGCAUUGUGGGAAUGGUCGUCAAACUCCGAGAUAAGUUCCGGCAUCCUGAAUGCUAUGUCUGCUCAGACUGCCAGGUCAAUCUGAAACAGAAGGGACACUUUUUCGUUGGGGACAACAUUUACUGUGAGAAACAUGCACGUGAGCGAGUGACCCCACCUGAAGGUUAUGAUGUCGUCACCGUUUUCCCAAAAUAGAUCCUUCUGAGAAGCUGCGUCAGAUCUGCACACUUUCCUGUUCUGGGGAAUCUUGCAUAAAACAUCUCUACCACUUAAUUUGAGUAAUUGUUGGAGACUUUUUGAGAACAUCUGGAUGUCAGUUACAGUAUUUGGUUACUCCCCAUGUUUCUUUGCAGCCUGUACAUAUGAAGGGAUGCUAAGGCAUUCCUUUGUAGUACUCAUUCCAUAUGUGGGGUAGUAAAAAAAAAAAAAAAAAGUAAAUAUUUGGCACUGGAUGUCUGGCUGACAUGUUACAAAAAAAGUGCUAAGACUGAAAAAGACAAAGUUCCAGAUUGCCUCAAAUUUUUUGCACAUGGGCUUUAAAUGCUGCAGGGAUUGAGCGUUGAAUGUGUGAAUAAGUCACUGUAGUAAACAUUGGCUUUUUUGGCACAAUUAUUGUAUCUAAAAUGUAUUUACCACUUUAUCUUUUGGCCUCCCCAAAAAAUUCAGGGAUUAACCAUUUUUCAUUUUACUGGAAAGAUUAUCUCCAACAUUCCGCUUUCUCUGGAAGCUCCAUCACAUGCCAUUCUGCAGUCUCUAGUGAGUUUAUUAGGGACUGAACUGUUUUAUGUAAAGCAAUAUCUCUUUCUUUACAAUAGCUUUGCUGCAACCUUUGUAGACAUCUUUUUAUGGCAACUCUUGCAUCACAACUAGCAUCAUUUGUUUCAAUAAAUAAAGUAUGUACAUAAACAUGAGUGUUUUUGAAGGGAUCAUACAAAGUACAUAAAAUGUUUUGAAAUUGAAUUAUUGGAAAGACUGACCUUGAUAAGAAUGUAACAUUUUUAGUGAAUGUUUCUUCUUACUUAAUACGUUUAGAAAGUUUUUGUUCUCUGUUCAUCUGCAGUAGAAAGUGACUGUUCCAGAAUGUUUGGGUGUUUUUAGUUGUGUGUGUGUGUUUUUUUUUGUUUGUUUGUUUUUUUUUAAAGAUAUUCAAGAGCAUUAAGGACAAUUAAAUUAGAUACUGUAAAUAUUAGAAUGCUAUCCACGAUCAGCAUGACUGUUACAGCAAACAAUUUUAAUGUUCUUGAAUCAUCAAUGCACAUGGUGCUGGGGCUGCUGGUGGCAUGUUAAAUGUGCUGGAAGUAGAGUGGGUGGAGCACCCAUAGGUGUAGCCUGCUCACUAACACUAGUAUACCUCAGAGAUUCAGGACAGGCUUGUUGCUCUCAAUAAGGAGUGUUGCUUUCUUAAUAGGGAUAGUUGGAUCAUUUUUCAAGAGGUCUUUUGUAGUUGAACCACUGCACUCCCAAGAGGUGUGUUUUUUUUUUGUUUUUUGUUUUUGUUUUUUUCCUCCAUUUCUUGACAAGUAAAACUAAAAUAAUUAUUUUUGAAAGUUUUCCCUUUAAAUGUGGAAACCACACAAAGCUGUGAAUAAAGAUUGGGUGUUUUGAUCA
Messenger RNA from Electrophorus electricus (electric eel), 2530 nucleotides. RefSeq names its product PDZ and LIM domain 1 (elfin) (gene pdlim1). The record is from RefSeq and is a predicted model, not a curated record. Lineage: Eukaryota; Metazoa; Chordata; Actinopteri; Gymnotiformes; Gymnotidae. Gene Ontology annotation, molecular function: actin binding; muscle alpha-actinin binding. Gene Ontology annotation, biological process: actin cytoskeleton organization; muscle structure development; heart development. Gene Ontology annotation, cellular component: adherens junction; stress fiber; filamentous actin.